CCAGUCAACAACCUUUCAUGAGUUCAAUUAUGAGUUGUUUUUUUUUCUGACACUUUUUUUCUGUUGUAAAAAGGUUUUGUCAUCUUAUUUUCAAUUUCUUAAUGUCUAUCAUCAUAUUACAAUUUUAACUUCACUGAAAUUUUGCCUAGCUUUACUGCAAAAAAUAGAUACCUUUAUAGCUGAUGUCUCAUUAUCAAGAUAAUCACAUCGGUUUAUAUUGUAUUGACAAUAUUUUCUUUAUUUAAUCGACCAAAUUGAAUUUCCAGUUAAAAAUUGAUUGAGCUUUUUAGAAUUCAAGUUAAUAUUUUCUUUAUGGUGGGUGAGAGGCCUAAGUAAUUUCAUUUGAACUUUGCUGAACUGGCAUUUUGUUGUCAUUGCUAUCACUGAAAGGGCUCGAGGGCGACUGCUUUCUCUUUGUUGCUUCAUUCUGAUUGCAAAAGGAAUUGUCACGUGUCGUUAAUGGCAACGUGCACCCAAACUCUGGAGUGAUCCAAGGUUAGCUGCUUGUUUAAUGUUGAUUUUUGUAAAAAGAACAUGAACAAAAAGAUUUCUUACAUCAUUAUUCCAACUAUUUUCUUCUUCGCCAUCUUUAAGGAAUCCAUUACCACACUGAAAUUAUUUGAAAAUUCUAACUCGAAAGACCACCAGAGUGCUCGUUUUUAUUCCGAAAGGUUUUCACUUACGGAACAAUUACAUCCUCUCACGGAAAUUUUAGUUAUUUCUGAAGCUAGAUCUGGAUCAUCGAUGCUUGCAGAACUUUUAUGUAAUUUAGAGACUCCUGGUAAAUGUUUCCACAGUUUCGAGCCACUUUGGUCAAUUGUGGCAUCGCCUUUUACGCGUUUAACUAAAUUCGAGUUACCAAGUUCUGAUUUCGCAGAGCUGAUUCUGAAUGAAACUUUCAAUUGCAACUUCAACGGAAUGAUAAAACCAUUUUUCGAGAUGUGGCCCCACCAAAAGAAGGUCUUCGAUCUUUUUGCACCCCAAAAUGUGACUCUGCAGAAUCUUUUCAGCAAUGAUUCGAUAUCAGCUACAACAGAAGUGUGCAAAAAGUCAAUUUUAAAAGUAGUGAAAAUUAUUCGGCUGCGUUGUUUCGAAGACAGUGUAGAAAUUUUGGAAAGCUUGCUAAAAAGUCGGCCAAAUUUGGCGGUCAUUGCAAUUAUACGAGAUCCCAGAGCUGUGUUCAGUAGUAGGUUGAAAACGAAAAGAAUGGCACACAAAUCAUACGACGAAUGCUGCAUAAACACUUUCAAGACUUCGAUUUCAGUCGAACGAAUUCGGUCAAAAGGAUAUUUAAGUCGAGUUCAUCUUUUAAAAUAUGAACAGCUGGCUUUGAGGCCAAUUGAAACAGUUCAAGAGAUGUCACACUUUCUGCGCCUUGGAGAUAUUAGCUCCCAUACAAGAGAUUGGAUUGAACAAAACCUGAUGAGCAAGAAUCCCGUGAAAACAAAUAGUGGCUACUUGACAAAAAAUAAAAACGCAGUUGAUCACAUCCAAACUUGGAACCCAGAAGAGUUCAACAACAAAUCCAUUAUUUGCUGGCAUGUGUUGAAACAUUUGCAAUACAACACAAUUUAUUAAACUCUUAAAUGAAUUAUAAGUUCAAUUUCAAAUCUAAUAGCUGAUAAUUUCAUAGUGCUAUCUUACAAUACGGAUCAGCUACUAAGACACUACGGCAUUCAAAUUGAAAAACAAAACUGAUUACUGCAAUAGUUUUUGGGCU
Symsagittifera roscoffensis is the source of this 1720-nucleotide messenger RNA. RefSeq names its product carbohydrate sulfotransferase 3-like. Gene Ontology annotation, molecular function: N-acetylglucosamine 6-O-sulfotransferase activity. Bases 535 to 1578 code for a protein of 347 amino acids. The record is from RefSeq and is a predicted model, not a curated record. Gene Ontology annotation, biological process: sulfur compound metabolic process; N-acetylglucosamine metabolic process. The transcript is spliced from 4 exons. NCBI's taxonomy places the organism in Eukaryota, Metazoa, Xenacoelomorpha, Acoela, Convolutidae.